UACCCUCCACCAACCACACAAACUCAACGUCUCAAACAAAACUCUUCCAAAUUCUCCAAUCACAGCACAAACUCUCCCAAAUUCUCUCUCCUCCCCACCCAAAAAAAUGGGACUCGUCGUAAACUCCGGCGACGAAACGACAUUAACACUUCUAAACGACGAAAUUCUCUCUCCUCCCCAAAAAAACAUCCCAAAAGACUCAUUUCACUUCGCAUACAUAAUCUACUUCACACUAGGAGCAGGUUUUUUACUCCCAUGGAAUGGAUUCAUCACAGCCGUUGAUUACUUUGACUUUCUUUACCCUGAUGAAAGCGUUGAUCGAAUCUUCGCCGUUGCUUAUAUGCUUGUGGGUCUUUUCUCUCUCAUCUGUAUCAUCUUCUCACCUAGAAAGUCCGAUGCUUUUGUUCGGAUUAAUAUGGGCUUGGGCCUUUUUGUUGUGUCCCUGCUUGUUGUACCUCUUAUGGAUGUGUUCUAUAUUAAGGGCCGAAGUGGGCUUUAUAAUGGGUUUUAUGUUACUGUUGGAGCUUUGGGCCUUUCGGGCCUUGCUGAUGCGUUGGUUCAAGGUGGGCUUAUUGGGUCUGCCGGUGAGUUGCCGGAAAGAUAUAUGCAAGCUGUUGUUGCUGGCACUGCUGCUUCAGGUGUCCUCGUUUCCUUUUUGCGGAUCUUUACAAAAGCAGUAUAUCCUCAAGAUAUCCAUGGUUUGAGAAACAGUGCAAUUCUGUACUUCAUUGUUGGGAUUGUACUUAUGAUUAUCUGUCUCGUCUUCUAUAAUGUGGCACAUAGACUUCCUGUUAUUAAAUACUACAAUGAGCUCAAAUUACAGGCUGUAAAUGACGCAAAGCAGGAUAAAGGCCCUCUAUCUGGUCCUGUUUGGGAAAUUAUGGGAACAAUCAAAUGGCACGGGUCUGGGAUUGUGCUCAUAUAUGUUGUGACUCUAUCUAUAUUUCCGGGUUUCAUUACAGAAGAUGUGCAUUCAGAACUACUCGGGGAUUGGUACGCGAUUCUUCUUAUAACUGCAUACAAUAUAUUUGAUUUAGUGGGCAAGUGUUUGACUUCCAUCUAUCUCUUUGAGAACGAAAAUGCUGCUGUCAAUGCAUGUUUGGCUCGAUUGCUGUUUUAUCCUCUCUAUUUGGGAUGCUUGCAUGGUCCCCAAAUUUUCCGAACCGAGAUUCCUGUGACAGUGUUGACUUGUCUAUUGGGGCUAACAAAUGGCUAUUUAACUAGUGUACUGAUGAUUCUGGCUCCUAAAAAAGUUCAACUGCAACACGCAGAAACAGCAGGAAUAUUGGUCGUCCUAUUCUUGAUUCUUGGUUUGGCUUGUGGUUCAAUCGUGUCUUGGUUCUGGGUCAUCUGAUCUUAUAGCAACUUGUUAAUCUCCAAUGCUGUAAUCUGGUAUGAUAUAGCUGAAAUUUUCAUUGAUUAGAGAUCAUCUUCGUCUCAAGUGUACGUGAAAAAGGGAAGGGGCGGAUCUCUAGCUUGUUUGGUCCCUGAUCUCGUCAUGAUGGGGUAGUCAGGGACUCGGAUGUAUAUUUUCAUAUUGUAAAGUUCUGUAAGAUACAUUUCUUUACAUUUGUAAGUUCCAAUUCUGUAACUUUCAUCUAUCUCUCAUAGUUAUGCAAUGUUUCAAAGAAUUUCUUUUUCA
Beta vulgaris subsp. vulgaris (sugar beet) is the source of this 1642-nucleotide messenger RNA. RefSeq names its product equilibrative nucleotide transporter 1. The transcript has 2 exons. Bases 107 to 1354 code for a protein of 415 amino acids. Gene Ontology annotation, cellular component: plasma membrane. NCBI's taxonomy places the organism in Eukaryota, Viridiplantae, Streptophyta, Magnoliopsida, Caryophyllales, Amaranthaceae. Gene Ontology annotation, molecular function: nucleoside transmembrane transporter activity. The record is from RefSeq and is a predicted model, not a curated record. Gene Ontology annotation, biological process: nucleoside transmembrane transport.